CUCCAAGCCAUAAUCACCUCUAUCUACGACAUUGGAGAUGAAGCUGGAGCACUCCUCAACUUCUUCUUCGGUGAACAACUCGGCCGCAAGAAUAUGAUUAUUGCAGGAGGAACGAAUAUGAUUGUUGGGACGGUCCUCCUUGGCUCCUCUACCACCCUUGCUCAACUCCUCUUCAGACGAAUCGUCACAGGUAUCGGGAACGGCUUUAACAGCUCAACAAUGCCCAUGUACCAAUACAAGAUGUGCAAGCCCUCCAACAGAGGCAUACUCCUCAACAUGCAAGGAACGGUAACCAUUAUCGGUCUCUGCAUUGCCUACUGGCUCGAUUUCGGUCUCUCCUUUGCAAAAGGACCCAUUCAAGGGCGCCUCCCCAUCUCCUUCCAAGCAUUCCUCUCUGGACAGUGGAGAAGUUCGGCAGCAGAACACUGCUCAUGUUUAGCGCUAUGGGUUUGUAUCUUUGCUUUUCCAUGGUUUCGAUACUAUUGA
Messenger RNA from Hyaloscypha bicolor E, 486 nucleotides. Its product is annotated as general substrate transporter. Gene Ontology annotation, cellular component: membrane. Lineage: Eukaryota; Fungi; Ascomycota; Leotiomycetes; Helotiales; Hyaloscyphaceae. Gene Ontology annotation, biological process: carbohydrate transport; transmembrane transport. The record is from RefSeq and is a predicted model, not a curated record. Gene Ontology annotation, molecular function: carbohydrate:proton symporter activity. The annotation marks the transcript as partial. The transcript has a single exon.